AUGUAUGGCUGUUCAGGUGGGGCUCCUUCCGGUUCAGGGCGUUUACGGCGCCGGCAGAACCCUUCUCCGGACACAGCUCCUCGGCCUGCAGUUCGUGAUCUGAGUCUUGACCUUUUACAGGAAAUCUUUUGGAACCCCAGCUCCGGUGGUGACAUAGAUUGCCAGCGCAGUAGCACGUCCACACCCAUUGUGUGCGCAUACACCAUGGCGUCCGAGAUCGGGUUGCUGAGCAGGAGACUGCUCACUUCCUGCACAAUCCGCAAUCCCUCCUUACGGGCACCGCUGGCACUCCGACAGUCUCUCUGGGCCCUGCCGCGCACAUUCGCGACCUCUUCCGCUCUCCUGGAGCCCCCUCGAUCGGGCGGUUCGCGAUCAGCACCUACGCCCCCAUCCUCCAGGCCACCCGCUACUCGGAUAACACCGCCGCCGCCACCCCCUGCAGCAUUGUUCGGCGCUGCACCUGCCUCUAGAGAGAAGAAGCCCGACAGUCCGUUCACGUACGAUGCCACUUCCGACGUUUUCGACAUCUCCAAGAUCAUUGCCAUGGAGUCGGAUGAGUUCAUGAAGAAGCAUUACCCAACCGGCCACCAGGAGCCGCCUCUGCGCACGCGUCCCUCCACUGGACGUACCAUUCACCUCGGCGGUAACCUUGACUUGCCCAGGGCCCUGAAAAACCUCGACUACCAGUGCAGAAAGAACAAGCUCAAACGCCAGUGGCAUUCGCAGAGGUUUCAUGAGCGUCCGGGAAAGAAGCGCAAGAGGUUGGUCAGUGAGAGAUGGAGGGCUCGCUUCAAAGAGGGCUUCCAGGCGACGGUGCAGCGGGUGCAGGAACUGAAGAACCAGGGCUGGUAA
Colletotrichum higginsianum IMI 349063 is the source of this 852-nucleotide messenger RNA. RefSeq lists its product as uncharacterized. The transcript has 2 exons. Gene Ontology annotation, molecular function: structural constituent of ribosome. Lineage: Eukaryota; Fungi; Ascomycota; Sordariomycetes; Glomerellales; Glomerellaceae. Gene Ontology annotation, cellular component: mitochondrial small ribosomal subunit; ribosome. Bases 1 to 852 code for a protein of 283 amino acids. Gene Ontology annotation, biological process: mitochondrial translational initiation; translation. The record is from RefSeq and is a predicted model, not a curated record.